AUGACGGACGAAAGACCAGCACGGAAUUGUCAGGGCCGUAAGACGGUGAGUCAAGAUAUUCUUUGCACACUUCGACAAACAAAUCUUCAAGGCAGCCCUCCUUCGGCAUACGGUGGGGCCACUCUACGAAACCCUUCCACCCAUCUUCUCGAGCAAAGUGAAAGAUAUGCUAGUAUCAUGUACCCUUUGGGCCUGAUUUCUAAUAAUAUCUCUUAA
Molecule: messenger RNA, 216 nt
Organism: Protopolystoma xenopodis
Lineage: Eukaryota; Metazoa; Platyhelminthes; Monogenea; Polystomatidea; Polystomatidae
Source: the annotation of a GenBank genome assembly